Molecule: messenger RNA, 2561 nt
Organism: Eucalyptus grandis
Lineage: Eukaryota; Viridiplantae; Streptophyta; Magnoliopsida; Myrtales; Myrtaceae
Product: SNARE-interacting protein KEULE
Exons: 20
Coding region: 215-2203 (662 amino acids)
Biological process (GO): vesicle-mediated transport; intracellular protein transport
Cellular component (GO): plasma membrane; secretory granule
Molecular function (GO): syntaxin binding
Source: RefSeq, a predicted model, not a curated record
UAAAAGUAAACAGGAAAUCAACCUCCCUCUCUCUCUCUCUCUCUCUCUCCCUCUCUACGGUGUUCGCACCUUCGUCGACUUCGAUCACUGCUGCACGAUCUGCGCUCGAUUCCGGGGCUUCUCUCGAUCGAUCGAAUCGCCGAGGCGAGCGCGCGGCUGAGGAGAGAACACGCGCGCGGGAGGUCUCCCUGCUCGUCCGGCUCCGUCGCCGGCCAUGUCGUACUCCGAUUCCGACUCCUCCUCCUACGGCGGCGAUCACAAGACCAUCCGGCAAAUCACGCGCGAUCGGUUGUUGUAUGAAAUGCUACGGUCAACUAAAACUGGCGACUCUAAAUCGAAGUGGAAGGUACUCAUCAUGGACAAACUUACGGUUAAGAUAAUGUCUUGCUCUUGUAAGAUGGCUGACAUCACUGAGGAAGGAGUCUCAUUGGUUGAAGACAUAUACAGGCGAAGGCAGCCAUUACCUUCCAUGGAUGCUAUAUACUUUAUCCAGCCAACUAAAGAAAAUGUUAUAAUGUUUCUUUCCGAUAUGUCUGGAAGAUCACCUUUAUACAAGAAGGCGUUUGUUUUCUUCAGCUCUGCGAUAUCAAGAGAAUUAGUCGCUCAAGUCAAGCGGGAUUCAACUGUCCUACCACGCAUAGGCGCCCUGAGAGAGAUGAAUUUGGAGUAUUUUGCAAUAGACAGCCAGUGUUUCGUUACCGACAAUGAACGGGCUUUGGAGGACCUUUUUGGGGAUGAUGAGAAUACUCGCCGAGGUGAUGUGUGUCUGAAUGUCAUGGCUAAUCGCAUCGCUACAGUUUUUGCUUCAUUGAGGGAAUUUCCUUUUGUACACUACCGUGCUGCCAAGUCACUUGAUGCAAGCACCAUGACAACCUUCCGUGAUCUCAUUCCAACGAAACUUGCUGCUGGGAUCUGGAAUUGCCUAGCAAAAUACAAGCAAAGCAUUCCAAAUUUUCCUCAGACAGAAACAUGCGAGUUGCUCAUUCUUGACAGAUCCAUAGACCAGAUUGCUCCUAUUAUACAUGAAUGGACAUACGAUGCUAUGUGCCAUGAUUUGUUGAAUAUGGAGGGAAAUAAAUAUGUGCACGAGGUACCAAGCAAAACAGGUGGUGCACCUGAGAAAAAAGAAGUUAUAUUGGAGGAUCAUGAUCCUGUUUGGCUAGAGCUUCGCCAUGCACAUAUAGCAGAUGCUAGUGAACGGUUACAUGAGAAGAUGACCAACUUUGUAUCCAAAAACAAGGCUGCACAAAUUCAACAAAGAGACGGCAGUGAACUUUCCACUCGGGACUUGCAGAAAAUGGUUCAAGCGCUGCCACAAUAUAGUGAGCAAAUAGACAAACUCUCUCUCCAUGUAGAGAUUGCAGGGAAAAUCAACAGGAUUAUUAGAGAGACAGGACUUCGAGAACUGGGGCAGCUGGAGCAGGACCUUGUUUUUGGAGAUGCUGGAAUGAAAGAAGUAAUUAAGUUUUUAACUACAAAGGAGGAUGCAACUCGUGAAAAUAAGUUACGGUUAUUAAUGAUUCUUGCAGCUAUCUAUCCAGAGAAAUUUGAGGGUGAGAAGGGUCAUAAUUUGAUGAAGCUUGCAAAAUUACCCAUGGAUGAUAUGAAUGCGGUAAAUAACAUGAGAUUGCUGGGGGGAGCAACAGAAACCAAGAAAAGCAGUAUGAGUUCCUUUACUCUUAAGUUUGAUAUGCAUAAGAAAAAACGUGGAGCCAGAAAAGAACGAACCAGUGAAGAAGAAACAUGGCAGUUGUCGCGCUUUUAUCCCAUGAUGGAGGAGCUUAUUGAAAAGCUUUGCAAAGGGGAACUACCAAAGGAGGAUUAUCCAUGUAUGAACGAUCCUAGUCCUAGCUUUCACGGGACAUCGCAGGUCGUAUCAUCUAAUCCAGCUUCAGCUGCUCAUUCGAUGAGAUCAAGAAGGACACCGACAUGGGCCCGACCUCGCAAUUCUGAUGAUGGGUAUUCAAGUGAUUCAGUUCUAAAACAUGCAUCUAGUGACUUCAAGAAACUAGGCAACCGUAUUUUUGUGUUCAUUGUAGGUGGAGCUACCAGAUCAGAGCUUAGGGUGUGCCAUAAGCUUACAACUAAGCUAAGGAGGGAAGUGGUCUUAGGCUCAUCCAGUCUUGAUGAUCCUCCGCAGUUUAUCACGAAGCUGAAGCUGUUGACAGCACAUGAGCUUUCAUUGGAUGAUCUCCAGAUAUAAAUGGAGGGUCUACAAGCUGGAUAAGCAUCUGCUUACACAUGCAGUUGACUCCCAAGCAUAUUUUUUUAACAUGUUUUGUUGCAAGAAUGCCUCAUGGUACAGUGGAGCGCCUGUUCAAACCUAAUAUUCCUGAUGAGGAUCUCGCGACAAUGAUUCUUGAUUUAGGGUUGUGUGUCAUGUUCUCUUUUUUUGUUUUGUUUUUUUGUCCUUCCUAUACCUGGAGCCAACCAGCUGAUUCAUGUGUAUAAUAUAGCAACCAAGAGGAUGAGAACUUGACAGACGGAUCAAUGCAGUUUGUAAUUUGAUUGCAAGAUGGGCUCUCUUCAUGUCGGACAUGUCGAGUUCGUUUAUGCUGAAA